Andrographis paniculata is the source of this 1755-nucleotide messenger RNA. Its product is annotated as protein NRT1/ PTR FAMILY 1.2-like. Gene Ontology annotation, biological process: transmembrane transport. The coding region runs from base 1 to 1755 and encodes 584 amino acids. The record is from RefSeq and is a predicted model, not a curated record. The transcript is spliced from 5 exons. NCBI's taxonomy places the organism in Eukaryota, Viridiplantae, Streptophyta, Magnoliopsida, Lamiales, Acanthaceae. Gene Ontology annotation, cellular component: plasma membrane. Gene Ontology annotation, molecular function: transmembrane transporter activity.
AUGUCGGAGAAGGCUGGCAGUCGUAAAGGGGGCCUUAAAACCAUGCCUUUCAUCAUAGCAAAUGAAGCACUGGAGAAGAUUGCAGCUUAUGGGCUUCAGCCAAACAUGAUUUUGUACCUAAUAACUUCAUAUAAUUUCAGUGCUGCUGGUGGAACAAACCUUAUGUUCAUUUGGGGAGCCAUCUCCAACUUCUUGCCUAUUCUUGGAGCUUUUCUUUCCGACUCCUACUUGGGCCGAUUCUUGGUUAUUGCUAUCGCGACUCCCACUACGCUUCUGGGUUUGAUUGCCCUUUGGCUAACAGCCAUAAUACAAGAGUUAAGACCAGCAGCAUGUGAUCCAAGAUUAGGGAAAUGUUCGAACCCAAAUGCAGGCCAAUUAGCAUUUCUUUACAUGUCUUUCAUCCUCAUGUCGAUCGGCGCCGGCGGAAUCAGGCCGUGCUCCAUGGCUUUCGGGGCAGACCAAUUCAACAACCCCAAAAACCCUAAUAACCAGAGGAUUCUCGACAGUUUUUUCAACUGGUAUUAUGCCUCUGUGGGUGUCUCCCUCAUGUUUGCAGUCACCAUUAUAGUAUACAUCCAGAACAAAUACAAAUGGAUCGUUGGAUUCGGCGUGCCUGUCGGGCUCAUGUUCGUUUCGACAAUCGCCUUCUUCCUCGGAUCCAAGCUUUAUGUUAAGAUUAAGCCCAAUAGGAGUCUUCUGACAGGCCUGGUGCAGGUUGUUGUGGCGGCAUGGAGGAAUCGCCGCCGUGAGCUUAUGCUGCCUGAGGAUUCGGACCGGCAACUUUAUUACCAUACAAAGGGUUCGAAGCAUGUGGUGCCUACGAACAAACUGAGUUUCUUGAAUAAAGCUUGCAUGUUACAAAACCCGGAAAAGGAUCUAAACCCCGAUGGAUCGCCAACAAAUCCAUGGAGGCUGUGCAGUGUGCAGCAAGUAGAAGUCCUAAAAUCUGUGAUAGAACUAAUACCAAUGUGGUCUACCGGAAUAAUCAUCGGAGUGACCAUAAGCCAGCAAGGCUUCCCAGUUCUUCAAGCUGCCACCAUGGACCGCCAUCUUGCCGGCGAUUUCAAAAUUCCUCCGGGAUCAUUUGGCCUUUUUGGAAUCACGACGCUCACCAUUUGGGUUGUCUUAUAUGAUCGCAUCGUCGUGCCAUAUCUCUCCAAGAAUUCGCAAGGCAUCGGCGUAAAGGCCCGUGUAGGGACCGGGCUUUUCAUUUCUUGCUUGGCCACCGCCACGGCUGCCUUGGUGGAGAGGAAGAGGAGGACGGCGGCAAUCCACCAGGGUUUGGCUGAUACCCCUAAGGCACAGGUGGACAUGUCGGCAAUGUGGCUAAUACCACAACACUGCCUCGUCGGACUUGGCGAGGCUUUCAACGCCAUAGCCCAAAUCGAGCUUUAUUAUUCUCAAUUUCCAAAGAGUAUGGCGAGCAUUGCCGUGGCUCUCUUCACGCUCGGCCUUGGCGUGGCAAACCUAUUGGGAAGCCUCAUAGUCACCAUAAUUGACACAGCUUCGAAACGUGGAGGGAAAGUGAGCUGGGUUUCGACAAAUUUGAACAAGGGACAUUACGACUACUAUUAUUGGGUUCUCACCAUUCUUAGCGUCGCCAAUUUCAUCUACUUCAACUUGAUUGCCUGCAAGUUUUACAAGUGCUGCGAAGAAGACAAAGUUUGGGAUGAAGAUGAAGAUCAUGAAGAUGUUGGAAAGAUUGAGGUUCAAAAAUCGGUGGAUUCUUCUUCCUCCAUGUAUUUAUCUGCAUGA